Molecule: messenger RNA, 771 nt
Organism: Peronospora matthiolae
Lineage: Eukaryota; Oomycota; Peronosporomycetes; Peronosporales; Peronosporaceae
Source: the annotation of a GenBank genome assembly
AUGUCGCAGAUACGUCUUACCAACGAGCAGAAGCUGCGCAUCUGCAAGCACCAGGAUGCUAACCCGCGCAUCACCCAGACUGCCCUGGCGGCUUGGACAAAGGACGCCUUUGACCUCCAGAAGGCACUUUCCCAGGCAGCGAUCAGCAAAAUCAUCAAAAAAAGGAAGGAGCUUGAGGCAAUGGACACCACUGACCUCAGCGCUAAGCGUCCUCGGACUGUCCAGCACCCAGCUGUGGAGGAGGCCGUCGCCUUCUGGGUCUUGCAGUGCCAGCACCGUGGGGUCGCUCUCACUGGAGAUCUCAUACGGGCCAAGGCUCAGACCUUUGCGGGAUCAAUGGGCGUCUCGGAGGAAAACAUCAGCUUUUCGCAUGGGUGGCUCCACAAAUUCCAGCAACGCCACAAACUGCGAGCUGUCCGCAUUUAUGGCGAGAGUGGCUCAGCAAAAGAUAUGGGCGCUCUAGAGGAGGCUCUUCUACACCUCAAGGCCGUGGUUGCUGGUUAUGCGCCACGUGACGUGUACAACAUGGACGAAACUGGUAGUAUGAAGCCCGACAAAACGAUCGCCCAGCAAGAGGUCGAAGGGUUUAAAAAAGACAAGACGCGCAUCACAGUUGCUCUCACGGCAAACGCUGAUGGAUCCGAAAAACUCCCGCCGUUCUUCAUUGGACACGCCAAAAAGCCGCGGUGUUUUGAGAACAAGACAGCUGAGCGACUGGGCUUUCUCUACCGCAACAACAAGAAAACCUGGAUGACUGGCAUACUCUUCUAG